This is a messenger RNA of Diversispora eburnea, 279 nucleotides long. The record is from the annotation of a GenBank genome assembly. NCBI's taxonomy places the organism in Eukaryota, Fungi, Glomeromycota, Glomeromycetes, Diversisporales, Diversisporaceae.
AUGAUACAAGAGUCAUGUCCUUUUAAAGUCGCAUUGUCUGGUGUAGGUGGUUUCGUAUUGGGAGGAUUAUUUGGAAUGUUCAUGUCUUCAUUUGAAAUGGCUUCCGUUGAUCCAACAAUUUAUGAUCAACCAAUGAAAAAACAAUUAAAGGCUACAGCACAAGAUAUGGCUCGUCGUUCUUUUUCUAUGGCAAAAAAUUUUGCGGUUGUGGGAGCAAUAUUUUCUGGUACCGAAUGCGUCAUUGAAGGGCAGCUGGAUGUAUUACUGGCGCUGCAUUAG